Molecule: messenger RNA, 1871 nt
Organism: Sorex fumeus (smoky shrew)
Lineage: Eukaryota; Metazoa; Chordata; Mammalia; Eulipotyphla; Soricidae
Gene: RNF121
Product: ring finger protein 121
Exons: 9
Coding region: 58-1041 (327 amino acids)
Cellular component (GO): endoplasmic reticulum membrane; Golgi membrane
Molecular function (GO): metal ion binding; ubiquitin protein ligase activity
Source: RefSeq, a predicted model, not a curated record
GCGGCGGAAGCAGCUGGCUCGCGCGGCGAGCCGGGGGGGAGGGGGAGAGCUGUGAAGAUGGCGGCAGUGGUGGAGGUGGAGGUUGGAGGAGGUGCCGCCGGGGAACGGGAGCUGGACGAGGUUGAUAUGUCAGACCUUUCCCCAGAGGAGCAGUGGAGGAUUGAGCAUGCACGCAUGCAUGCUAAGCACCGCGGCCAUGAAGCCAUGCAUGCAGAAAUGGUCCUCAUCCUCAUUGCUACCUUGGUGGUGGCCCAGCUGCUCUUGGUACAGUGGAAGCAGAGGCAUCCCCGCUCCUACAAUAUGGUGACCCUCUUUCAGAUGUGGGUUGUUCCCCUCUAUUUCACAGUGAAGCUGCACUGGUGGAGGUUCCUAGUGAUCUGGAUCUUGUUUUCUGCUGUCACAGCCUUUGUCACCUUCCGAGCCACCAGAAAACCUCUAGUACAGACCACCCCCAGAUUGGUUUAUAAAUGGUUCCUACUGAUCUAUAAAAUCAGCUACGCCACUGGCAUCGUUGGCUACAUGGCUGUCAUGUUUACCCUCUUUGGUCUGAAUUUACUAUUCAAGAUCAAACCAGAAGAUGCCAUGGACUUUGGCAUUUCUCUCCUCUUCUACGGCCUCUAUUAUGGAGUUCUUGAACGGGACUUUGCCGAAAUGUGUGCAGACUACAUGGCGUCGACUAUUGGGUUCUACAGCGAGUCGGGCAUGCCCACCAAGCACCUGUCGGACAGCGUGUGCGCCGUGUGUGGGCAGCAGAUCUUUGUGGACGUCAGUGAAGAGGGCAUCAUCGAGAACACGUACAGGCUGUCCUGCAACCACGUAUUCCACGAGUUCUGCAUCCGCGGCUGGUGCAUUGUGGGAAAGAAGCAGACAUGUCCCUACUGCAAAGAGAAGGUCGACCUCAAGAGGAUGUUCAGCAACCCCUGGGAGCGGCCUCACGUCAUGUACGGGCAGCUGCUGGAUUGGCUGCGCUACUUGGUGGCCUGGCAGCCUGUUAUCAUCGGCCUGGUGCAAGGCAUCAACUACGUCCUGGGCCUGGAGUAGCGGCGCCCGCGCGCCCGCCCAUCCACCCGUCCGCCCGCCGUGGUCCUCAGACACACGCCUCCUGCCCUCCCAGGGGGCCAGACUCCCCCAGCACUUGGGCCACUCAGGACCCCUGCGGCUGUGCCCGGGCUGGGAGGGUCUGGUGGAGAGCCUGGCCAGUGGGGCUGUCAGCAAUGGGGACUUUUUAAAAGAAAACUAUUUUGAUGAAUAUAUUUAAAACCUUUUUUUUAUUGUGGAACAUAGGAAUUGUCUCCCUGCAGGAGCAGAGCAGGACAGACACAGCGUUUUGGUUUAAAGGCGCCUUCACACUUCCCCCCUUCCUUCCCUCUGGGGCUUCAGCUGGUGUCCCCGAAGGGCAUCGGGGUCGAGUCGGCCUCCACGCGUCGUGUGGGACAGAGGGCUUGGCCUCUCGCCUCCUCUCCAGGACCCCUAGGCUGCUUGAGGCAGGAGGCACCUGGUGACUUUGCCAACAAGCAAAGCAGAGGGAGCUGAAAAUUCACUGGAGACAGUAAGACACAGUGUGGCUGGGUGAGUGGCCUCUGCGCUGGACUCCGCUGAGAGCAGAGGCCCCGACUGCAAAGCCACUUCUUCCUGGGAAUUGGCGAAGGUGCCAAAGGCCACUCUCCUACAUCACCUUCCUGGAAGCGGGGUGCUCGUGUGGUCACAGAGGCACGAUGGCCCUGAGACGUCCUGUCAGCCAACCUGGAAGUGCCAGGGGAGGCCCAGAAGUGCAUGGGUCUGCGAAGUGGCGUCUGGUGCCUCCCAGGCCUGGUCCCGGGAGUUUGGGAUAAUGUGGGAAGCACGUGUGGGCCUCUGGGGUAAGACUGGGC